This is a messenger RNA of Daucus carota subsp. sativus, 1814 nucleotides long. RefSeq names its product fatty acid hydroperoxide lyase, chloroplastic. Gene Ontology annotation, molecular function: heme binding; monooxygenase activity; iron ion binding. The record is from RefSeq and is a predicted model, not a curated record. NCBI's taxonomy places the organism in Eukaryota, Viridiplantae, Streptophyta, Magnoliopsida, Apiales, Apiaceae. The coding region runs from base 203 to 1669 and encodes 488 amino acids. The transcript is spliced from 2 exons. Gene Ontology annotation, biological process: sterol metabolic process.
GCAAGCCUGCAAAACAACAAAAGACGGAGAGGUACAAGUCCUCCUAAAUAUCUUAACAUCACAAACUCCACAUGCCAUAUUUCUCCUCCACUCAAUAACCAAUUUUUGUAUUUCAUUUCUUCAUUUCACCUUGCUCCUGAACUAUAAUAAAAGUCUUCAAAAAAUUAAAUAAAAAUCCUUCACUAUUAUUAUUACACACAUUAUGAUGAUCCAAAAAGUAGUUUGUUGCGCAACGCCACCGGUUGCGACACCAACAUCAGUACCACCGCAGCGAACGACAUCGCUGCCGGUCCGUACCAUCCCCGGAGGGUACGGAUGGCCGGUGGUUGGGCCGUUAGGGGACAGGUUAUCGUAUUUUUGGUUCGAGGGACCAGCUACUUAUUUUAAGAAGAGAAUAGAGGAGCAUAAGAGCACGGUGUUUCGGACAAAUAUGCCACCAACGUUUCCGUUUUUCACGGGAGUGAAUCCGAAUGUGAUAGCCGUGCUAGACUGCAAGUCAUUUGCGCAUAUGUUUGAUAUGGAACUUGUUGAGAAGAAGAACAUUCUUAUUGGAGAUUUCAUGCCUAGUACUGGCUUCACUGGCGAUAUGCGUGUCUGCGCUUACCUUGAUACUUCUGAACCUAAACACACUCAGGUCAAGAAAUUCGCGAUGGAGAUUCUAAAACGAAGCUCAAAGAUAUGGGUCCCGACCGUGACCUCAAACCUAGACACAAUGUGGGACUCCAUCGAGGCCGGUAUCUCCGAAUCCGGCUCCGUGACUCCCCUCGCCCAGCUCCAACAAUUCAUCUUCAACUUCCUCACAAUUUGCCUCAUUGGAGCCGAUCCUGCAAAAUCACCAGAAGUAGCUGAAAAAGGUUACAUGUGGCUCGACGCAUGGCUUGCCCUCCAAGUCCUUCCCAUUACGAACAUACCAACGUUACAACCUCUCGUUGAAAUUUUCUUGCAUUCUUUUGCGUAUCCUUCUUUUCUCGUCUCUGGCGGUUAUAAUAAGCUCGUCGAGUUCGUUGAAAAAGAAGGCCAAGAAGUUCUCGAGCUGGCUCAGACCGAGUUCGGGUUAAGUAAAGCAGAAGCCCUACAUAACCUAAUUUUUAUCCUAGGGUUUAAUGCAUUUGGUGGAUUUAGUGUUUUUUUACCGUCUAUUUUUAGUGCCCUGGGAAAUGAUACCACAGGGUUGCAACAAAAAUUACGAAACGAGGUCAAGGAAAAAAUCGGGACUAACUCGUUGAGUUUCGACUCGGUAAGACAACUCGACUUGGUUAACUCGUUUGUUUACGAGACACUUAGGCUCAACCCGCCCGUGGCAUUACAAUAUGCGAGGGCUAGGAAAGAUUUUACGCUGAGUUCGCAUGACUCGGCAUUCGAGAUAAAGAAAGGAGAGCUGCUUUGUGGAUAUCAGCCUCAGGUUAUGAGAGAUGAGAAAGUGUUUGAUGAGCCUGAGAAAUUUGUGGCGGACAGGUUUACUAAAGAGAAGGGGAGCGAGUUACUGAGUUAUUUGUUUUGGUCGAAUGGGCCACAGACCGGGUCACCCAGCGAGUCGAACAAGCAAUGUGCUGCCAAAGAUUAUGUAACGCUCACUAGUUCAAUUAUCGUGGCUCAUAUGUUUCAGAGGUACGAGUCUGUUAAGAUUGAUUCUUCUGGAGCAAUCUCGGACUAUGAAGCGGCUAAAUAAAUUUCGAAUAUUCAUGUAGUAAAACAGGUCUAUGAGGAAUAAGCAGCAUCAACUCAUUUGUGUUUUUAUAUGGUUAUGCCUCACAAAAAUGAUGGGUUGGUCAUGUAUUGUAUGAUAUGGAAUAUUAAGUACUUUUAUGCACAAA